Gambusia affinis (western mosquitofish) is the source of this 4098-nucleotide messenger RNA. RefSeq names its product A-kinase anchor protein 7-like. The transcript is spliced from 11 exons. The record is from RefSeq and is a predicted model, not a curated record. Gene Ontology annotation, cellular component: cytosol. The coding region runs from base 467 to 2023 and encodes 518 amino acids. NCBI's taxonomy places the organism in Eukaryota, Metazoa, Chordata, Actinopteri, Cyprinodontiformes, Poeciliidae. Gene Ontology annotation, molecular function: protein kinase A regulatory subunit binding.
AUCGGAAGUUGGCUGUGUUUACAAAAUGUUUCAUCCGGUUUGUGCUAUCAGCUAGCACAACUGCUAAAGUUCUGUUAUUUUCUCACUAGUCCGGACCAUUUUCUACCUAGGUGCAACAUCAACAUGGCUUCUGUGACACCAGCAUGAUGUUGAGUUAAUUAAAAUGUGACUUUAUGUGCAGAAGUUAGAAGCAGAGCUCUUUCCAAUGUUAGCUCGUAGCUGUUUAGUAACAACAGAUGUUCUGCAGCAAUGAUUUACUUCAACAGGUGUUAACUUUAAAAAAGCAACAUUAGUGGGGUGAAGUUUCUUUUUGCAAGUAUCCUAAAUAUUUUCCGCCUAAAAACGUUUAUAUUAGUCUAAAUAUCAUUGGUUUUACGUAUCUGGCUACGAUGUGUAAACUUAGCAAGAGUAAAAUGCCACUCUCUUACUUAUUAAAAAAUAAAUAAACUCAAAUUGCUAGCCUGUCAUGAUAUUCGGCCGUGUGCUGUUGAGCCUCAGUUUGCACAGGUCGAGAAGUGUUUGCUUUGAAAGACUGAAUAUCGUAAAGGAGCUCCGAGUUUGGAAGCUGCAUUCAACGUUUACCAACAGCUGUAGUAAAUUAGAAGCUCUUAAACCACCGGUUCACAGACUCAGACCUCAGAUAACAGUCCAGUCCUGUGUCUGUUUACCAGCAGUGAGUGUUAUGCAACCAGCCAGCAUAUCCUAUGAAGGUCAGGGCAAUGCUGUGGCCCCUGGGGGUGAAGAUGACGAGGAGGAGGGUUGUACAGGUGGGGCUGAAACCUUGGUUCAACUGGGGAGCGGAAUGCAACAAGAUAAAAUUAGUUUAACCAGUCAGGUUGAUGCGAUCAGCUUGGAGGUCCAUGGAAGCACCGCAGACGCUGAAACCUCUACAGGGUUAACUCCAGCGGUGUCAAGUGAAAAAAAAUCAAAGAGGAAGAUGCGGAGAGAGAGGAUAAAGCUGAUGAAGAGGAAGCUAAAAUCAGCUGAAGUUUCUGCCAAUUUAAUGUCAGAGCUUCCGUUUGCUCUCACCAGUCCCACCACGUGGAAAGAGCUUGGCUUUCCCACGCCAGAGACAUCUGAGAAAAAGAGGAAGAGAAAAAGAGGAGACAUGGGGGGCAGAAUGGACAGCGAGGAGGAUGGUGACCAGAAGAAAAAGAAGAAAGAGAGCCAAAGACCAAACUACUUUGUCUCCAUACCCAUUACCAACACUCAGAUAAAGUCGCUUGUGAAAGAGGUGCAAGAGGCCGUGCUUCAGCAGGAGCCCCGACUCGCCAAAGCCAUGAUCCCAGUCCCAACCCUUCACAUCACACUACUGGUCACUCAUCUGGCCAGUGAGGAGCAUGUAGAGCUUGCGGCUGCCGUGCUGGCUCAGGCCGAGCCGUCAGUGGCUGAGCUGCUGGGGGGGCGGGACCUGGUGCUGCCCUUCUCGGGAAUCCGUCAUUUCAGGAAGGAGGUGGUGUUUGUUGGGCUGGACGGCGGAGAACACAGACACACACUGGACAGCCUUGCAGAGUUGGUGCGCAGACGUUUCGAGGAGCAAGGUCUCCUGCAGGGAGACUGCCGUGACUUCGAGCCCCACCUCACCAUCAUGAAGCUGUCAAGAGCGUCAAAACUCCGAUUUCAGGGAAUAAAACGAGUGGAACCAGGCCUGUACUCCGACUACACAAACAAAUUUUUUGGAAACCAGACAGUGGAGCGUUUGGAUUUGUGUUCCAUGUUAAAAAAGAAGCAGCAAGAUGGAUAUUACCACACCGAGACUUCACUACAACUAGAGUUGACUCAGAGUCCGAUCCAUGUCAAGCGCUUAAGUGGACGCCGCCGCUCGGAGCCCGACGAGGCCGAGCUGCUGAGGGUCAGCAGGAGGUUGGUGGAGGACGCCGUCAGCCGCGCCUUGCAACAGUACAAACAGGAAACGCUUCAAAACGGGGGCGGGCCCAACGCCGCAGCGCUCCAGACGCCUGGAAGCACGGAGGAGACGAAGACGGACACUACAGCCAACUCCUCCACGGACAACAGGAAGUGACAUGUUUGCGUGGAGGCGCACAGACUCUGAACAUCCAGUGGCCCAGACAAGAUCAGCUAGGCCUGGCUAAGAAGGGUGAGCAGUGCGCUAAGACCCGCCCUCAAAGCCAAAACCAAUCACAGCACGCUUCCCACUCGAGCUAGCUGGGCAAAGUGCUCAAUAAUUAGAUAAUAUAGCUUCACGUCCUAGCAGUGGUGACUGUCCUAGCAGGACACCUUGGUAAUUAAUUUGCCGCUGUCCAGACAUGGACGUAUGUGAAGCACUCCUUUAAACGCAGGCUCCGCUGCGGAGACGUCCUUCCGGUCAGUUUCACCGCUCAUCACUGUGUGGCCCGAGCUGGUCUGACUCACCGAGGCCGGAUUCUUCCAACUUGAAUCGUGGUUCAGAGUGUCCGACUUUGGUCCUCGCACGCCUUCGUUUGUCCGGCUGCCGUCUUCAGGACAUGGGUUUUCUUUAGCCUUCCAGCAUUUUAGUUGUUCAGACGUCUCCCUCCACCAGGUCAAAGAAACACAAGCUUUACGUGUUGUGUGAGUCCUGCAUUACCCAAGUGACAAUCCUUUAGCUCGGCGGCUGCUGAUGGCGGGUUUUGAAGCCGAUCUGGACUCCAGCGUCCAGAUUCUUCCACGCAGUGCAUUAAAAUAAUAGAUUAAUAACACUAACGUCACACAGUUCAGGAGGCCUGGACGCAGCGAAUGCCAGAAAACAACACAAUGACUUGUUGCCAAGAUCACAUCUGUACUCGAUCAAUGCCAAAACUGACACCAUUGUAUUGCUCUCCUAUCUACUGUCUAUUCUGUUUGAAAGAGUGGAGAUAAGAGUAUUUAUGUUAUGCCUGCCGUUUAAAAAUCUGAGGCAAACUCUUUGCGCUGAUUUGUCGAAAACAUCCUGGAGUCUGGCUGUUUGAGGCUCUGCGUUUUUUUCUUUCUGGACGUUUUUAAUCGUAAUCUGAGAAGCUUUGGUUUGGUGGAAAGUGUGCGGGCAGCGAUUCCAAUGAAAGCUCACAAGCUCUUCAGUUUACCAUCUUUCAUUUGUUUCUUGUUUUUGGUUUUAUUGUCUUUGCGUGGCGUGCAGCUUCGCAGAUUAUUUAAUGAAUUUUCGCGGAAAGCUUCCAGAGAUAUUUGACAGUGAAGGAUAAAACAAAGAUAAAUAGUCAUUCCGUUACUUUUAAAGUUUAAUUUCCUUUCAUGCGAAAGCAGAAUCUGUUCUCUGGAAGUUAAAUAUAAUUUAAUGUCUUUUAAAAAAAUUAUUUUUUUCUGCUAUCAACAAGUAAAAUUACAUUUUUGAAAAUCUUAAAAGCACAGAAUUUUACAUUUUUCUUUUUAACCGUUUUUUUGUAUUAUUAUUUCAGCUUUGACGGUGGCAUCACAAAUUUUUGUGGUUAAAAGUUACUUGGCGUAAUGAUAAGUAGGUAACAUUUCUAAAUGAUAAUAUCUUCUAAAUUUCAACCUUUGGUUUAAAAUUUUGUAGUAAAACAAAAUAAAAAAUAAAAAAAAACCCUACCAAACAAACGUGGAAACAGCCUUUGUGUUGAAUCCAAGCUAUUUGCAGUUUUCUUUCUUUGGAUCCAAACAGCUUGGAGCUUGAAAUUACAGUUCAGUCCCUGUGAAAUCCACUGAACCACCGUCACUGUGGGCAGCAGCUCGUUCUGUCUCAAGGUGGACUUUGGAGGCUUUUUGUUUGUUUGCUUUGAUCUUUUGCUGUCACCAGAUCCUUAAAUCUCCAUGAAAAAUCCCCUUUAAAUGCAAAAGUUCUCCUGUUUGCCUCUGUGACUGUUCGUCUGUCUCUGAAAGCCUGCGUGUGUGUGUGUGGUGUGUGUGCAUCUGUGUGUGUUCUCAUUCACAUCAUGUGCAAGACUUGUUUGAUCAGUGGAUCCCUUUAGAAGCUCCUGUCUGUAUCAAUCAAGGCACCAUUUUGUCCUGUGUCAACGACAAAUGGGCCUUUUUUUGUUUGUCUUUCCAUGUAUCCACAUGCAUGUUGGGAGAUGUGUGUAUGAGUGUGUGUUCUUUGUAUCGUGUAUUGUACAUCUUGUUCUGCCAUGUCUGAACAAUAAAACAGGAUAUGAGAUUUAAAACCAA